This is a messenger RNA of Pangasianodon hypophthalmus (striped catfish), 4257 nucleotides long. It is a transcript of the gene ppm1da, whose product is annotated as protein phosphatase, Mg2+/Mn2+ dependent, 1Da. Gene Ontology annotation, biological process: protein dephosphorylation. Gene Ontology annotation, molecular function: mitogen-activated protein kinase binding; cation binding; protein serine/threonine phosphatase activity. The transcript is spliced from 6 exons. Gene Ontology annotation, cellular component: nucleus; cytosol. The record is from RefSeq and is a predicted model, not a curated record. The coding region runs from base 134 to 1762 and encodes 542 amino acids. NCBI's taxonomy places the organism in Eukaryota, Metazoa, Chordata, Actinopteri, Siluriformes, Pangasiidae.
AACAGCCAACCGAUGACGUCAGCGUAUUCCGAGCAUGCCUACAAAGGUCGAAAAUAAACAAAGACCCAGAAAAGAGCCUUGCGCUAUUUCAGUCUAAAUUGCAUUCGAGUCUGCAUUUACCGCCCAGUUCACCAUGGAAAACGUCUUUUCAUGUCGAGCAAGUGUUUAUUUAGACCAAGGAGGCAGGAAGUACAUGGAGGAUUUUGUUCAGAUUAAACAGGAUGAUGAGCCGAGCGAGGACGAGCUGAACGCCGCUGCUGAGCGUGGCGAGACGGAAGUGGAGAACGCCUGCGAGAAACUUGAACACAGAGCCGCGGAACGGGCGCGGAGCCUUGCGGCGGAGGGGUCGCGACUGUCUCCGCCGAGAUCCCGCGCCCCGCUGCUGCAGAGUGAGGAAGCUGAUGGCGGCGCGGUGAGGAGCAGGCGUCGUUCCCGGGCUGUAGCUUUCUACGCGGUGUUUGAUGGGCACGGCGGCCCCGACGCGGCGCGGUACGCCCAGACUCAUCUCUGGGAUCUGAUUAAAAAACAAAGAGGCUUCUGGUCCACAGACGACGAAGAGGUUUGCGCUGCCAUCCGGAAAGGCUUCAUCGCCUGCCACCACGCCAUGUGGAAGAAACUGCCGGAAUGGCCGAGGACAGCGACUGGCCUCCCUAGCACAUCUGGAACAACUGCAAGCGUUGUUGUGAUUCGCCGUGAUCGUGUGUAUGUGGCCCAUGUUGGAGACUCGGCUGUGGUUUUAGGGGUGCAGGACAGUCCCGCUGAUGAGGUGCUUCGAGCAGAAGAAAUCACACAAGAUCACAAACCUGAGCUACCCAAAGAGAGGAAAAGAAUCGAGGGACUGGGAGGGAGUGUGAUUAAAAAAUCUGGGGUGAAUCGAGUGGUGUGGAAGAGACCCAGGCUCACUCACAAUGGACCAGUCAGAAGAAGCACAGUCAUUGAUCAGAUUCCUUUCCUCGCUGUAGCUCGAGCUUUAGGUGAUCUAUGGAGUUAUGACUUCUACAGUGGUGAGUUUGUAGUUUCGCCUGAGCCUGACACUGCUGUUAUCAAGUUGGAUCUAAAACGGCACCGCUACAUCAUCCUGGGCAGCGAUGGCCUUUGGAACAUGGUUUCACCACAAGAAGCAGUAUCCAUGUGUCAGGAGACCGAUAGGGCCAAGACCAAGUGCCAAAAGACAAGGGAACAUAUUUGUAGUGCUCAGGAGCUGGUGAACCAAGCCCUUCAAAGAUGGAGUCAGCGCUUGCUUCGUGCCGACAACACCAGCGCUAUAGUCAUUUGCUUGGAGCCAAUAGGGACGUUUUCUGAACCUUUGCCCCCAUAUGAAGUUGUGUACAACCUGCAGGGAGCAAAGUCAUGCACUACUACAGAGUCUCCAUCCAGCACUCCACACAUCAAGGAGGCAGAUGUGUCUUCUCCUGGUUGUGAACCGGAAUCGUUGGGCCAACGAAUUGCUGACAGUGGAACGGGCGAUUCUGAAUCAUCAGAGUCUGACUUUCCUAGCAAAGAUCUCAGCGAUGAGAGCUUGAAUACUGACAAGAAUAGUGACAUAGUGCCCACUGGCAAACGGAUGCUGGAGGAUCUCUCCAUCCCUGCAGGAAAGAGGGCACGUCGUAGUCUUCCUCACAGCCACGCUUCCUCAUGCACUACUCGUCGGAGGUACAGUGAGCGUCCAUCUCUGAGACGUGGGAGCAAAAAUCAGAAGCAGUCCAACAAAGUACAAGGUCUCUUACAGGAGCACGGAAAUGCUACUGUAUGUGUUUGCUAACAUUCGUCUUGUGUGUGGUUUUUGACGCGCUCUCACACUUGGGAUGGAUGGUCACAAACUCAGAUUAACUUCUUAUAAGCUACUGAGGAACCAGGCUCUAAAGUUAGAAGGUAAAAAUGUAAGAAUGGAUUGAUUUUAGGAGUAAAGCAGGCAUGACAAUGCAAUAUAGUGUACUGCUUUUCAUCUGGCAUAUUGUGGUAAACCUGUUGUGUUCCAAUUUUUUCUGGGUCAUGUAAAAUAAUGGAGGAUCUGUUAAAUGCCCCAAAUUUCUGUGUCGCUUAUCACCUUCUCUAUAGUGUUUAUGUUCAAUCUUGUAAUGCUGCAGUCCAAUCACCUACACAUUUUUGGCCUUGUAUGUACUUGGGGCUCAGACACUUUAUGUUGAAGAAUUCCUGCUGUCUUCCAUUCGUCGUAGUGGAAGGAUCAUGUGAAAAAUUCAACAGAAGAAUGCAUAUCUUCCGGGAAGAUAUUUCUCCUCGCAGAUGACAUGUACAUAUUCCAAAGAACAAUUUUAAAGAGUGACAAUUUACUUUGAGCAAUUCAAUAGUCUAUGUAUUUUUAUACACUUUGUUUUACAGAACAAAGAAGGCACACAGUUUCUACUAGCAUGGAAUCUUAAUCUCUUGUCAUUAUGUAUGAUCUUACCUCGUCAAACAAGCAAGAAAUAUAUACACGUCAAAGUCGAAGUUUUAAAUACGUAUUAGCAUUAUCCAGCAUCUCAUUUCCAGGUCAAUGUUUGUUAUAUUGGGUUUAUUGUUUUUUAAAGUUGUUUUUUUUUUCCUAUCUGUGAGACUUUCAUGUGCAACUUAAGGUGCUGCUAUGUUUAACCAGGUAAAUAAAAAAACUUGAUAAAUUAAAUUAAAAUGUGUUGACUUGCCACCCAAUGUUUUGUGGUAUACAAGUAGAACAAGCUUUCCAGAGUGACCAGCUCUCAUCUUAAUACACGAAAUAUAUUCCUUAGCAGAGCUGCUAUGUUCAGGAUAUAUCUAACUAGCUAACAGUAGUGUCAUUAUCUAGCUAACUAACAAUGACCACUAGCUAACAUCUGGCAUUAGCUAUCUAACUAUAGCCACAGUUCAUUCAACUGAUGUAGUCUACAGUGGGAACUCGGAAGUGGAAACACCCAUGCAAGCCAUUUGUGUUGUCACUCCAACCUGAAGUGCUUAAAAGCCUUUAAAGGGCACUUCUCAGUUGUCUGUUUUGAAUUGAACCAUUGGAUAUACCAAUAUUCUAUAUUAAAAAUAUCCACUAUAAAUAUACCUAUAAAUAUAGGUCAAGAAAGUGUACUUUAUAUAUACCGAUCAGCCAUAACAUUAAAACCACCUGCCUAAUAUUGUGUAGGUAUCACUUGUACCAACAAAACAGCUCUGACCCGUUGAGGCAUGGACUCCACAAGACCUCUGAAGGUGUGCUGUGGUAUCUGGCACCAAGACGUUGCAGUAGAUCCUUUAAGUCCUGUAAGUUGCAAAGUGGACCUCUAUGGAUCGGACUUGUUUGUCCAGCACUUCCCAUUAAUGCUAAAUCAGACUGAGAUCUGGGGAAUUUGGUGGCCAAGUCAACACCUUGAACUCUGUCAGGUUCUCAAACCAUUCCUGUACAAUAUUUGCAGUGUGGCAGGGCACAUUAUCUUGCUGAAAGAGGCCACUGCCGUUAUGGCAGAAGAACAUUGCCCAGAGCAUCACACUUCCUCCACCGGCUUGCCUUCUUCCCAUAGUGCAUCCUUGCGCCAUCUUUUCCCCAGGUAAGCGACGCACACGCACCCGGCCGUCCACAUGAUGUUAAAGAAAACGUGAUUCAUCAGACCAGGCACCUUCUUCCAUUGCUCCAUGGUCCAGUUCUGAUGUUCAUGUGCCCAUUCUAGGUGCUUUCAGCUUUGGACAGGGGUCAGCAUGGGCACUCUGACCAGUCUGCAGCUACGCAGCCAAAUACGCAGCAAGCUGCGAUGCGCUGUGUUUUCUGACACCUUUCUAUCAUAGCCAGCAUUAUCUCUUAGCAUUAUCUCUUAUUAGCUCUUCUGUGGGAUUCAACCAGACAGGCUGGCCUUCGCUCUCCACGCCCAUCAGUGAGCCUUGACCGCCCAUGACCCUGUCACCGGUUCACCCGCCCUUGCACACCAGGAACACCCCACAAGACCUGGCAUUUUGGAUAUACUCUGACCCAGUCACCUAGCCAUCACAAUUUGGCGCUUGUCAAAGUCACUCAUAUCCUUAAGCUUGCCCAUUUUUCCUGCCGCCAACAGAUCAACUUCAAAAACUGGCUGUUCACUUGCUGUCUAAUAUAUCCCACCCCUUGAAAGCUGCCAUUGUAACAAGUUAAUCAAUGUUAUUCCUGUCAGUGGUUUUAAUGUUAUGGCUUAUUGAUGUAUAACGGAAACUAGUAACAGCAUGCCUAUAGUUGAGCUCUUAGUCUGAAAACAUCAACCACUGCAUUCAUGUUUGCCUGUGGAUACUAUGAAUAUUAACAUUAAUUAAAGUUAACACUUAUCAUAUAAAAUA